AUGGUGGUGGAUGCCGCAAGCACGGCCUGGAUGAUGGUCGCCACUUGUCUGGUGAUGUUGAUGACGCCAGGCUUGGCGUUCUUUUACGGUGGCCUGGUGAAGGAGACGAGUGUGUUGACAAUGCUGACACAGAACUUCGUCUCCAUGGGUGUCGCUAGCAUCAUUUGGUUCGCUUUCGGCUUCUCCAUGUGUUUUGCAGAAAGCUGGGGCUUCAUCGGCAAUCCCUGGACCCACUUUGGGUUUCGCAACUUGAGUGUACGAGAGGCACUGCCGGGACAGGUGAUUCCCAGUGAGCUGUUUGCAGCAUACCAAGGUAUGUUUGCUAUCAUCACACCUGCGCUUAUGACGGGCACGUUCACAGAUCGGCUGCGCUUUAAGCCCUAUUUGAUCUUUUUGUGCCUAUGGCUCGUGAUAGUGUAUUUCCCAUGGUGCCACUGGAUCUGGGGCGGCGGUUGGCUUGCUCAGUGGGGCGUUGUGGACUUUGCGGGAGGCAUCGUCGUCCACGUCACUGCUGGUUUUUCUGCGCUGGCAAGCCUGAGCAUUGUAGGUCACCGAGAGAUCCCAGAAGAUGAGAAGCAUAUACACGAGACACCGCAUAACAUUCCGUUUGUGGCGCUUGGCACCGCACUGCUUUGGUUCGGUUGGUUUGGAUUCAACGGUGGCUCCGCAGCCGCAGCGAGCGGCGUAGCGAUCGGAGCAGCAGUGAACUCCCAGAUUGCGGCCAGCGUGGCGCUCUUCCUGUGGCUAGUUAUUGAGUGGCUUCGGUUCGGUAGACCUUCCCUUGUCGGACUCUGCGUUGGUGCGAUAGCUGGCUUUGCGACGAUUACCCCAGCAGCUGGUUACGUGCAACCCUGGGGUGCGUUUGUGUUGGGAAUCGUUGCCACCUUCUUUUGCUACGCCUGCACCGAGCUGAUUAAGCACCUCGGGCUUGAUGAUGCCCUGGAUGUGUGGGGCGUUCAUGGCAUGGGCGGCUUCAUUGGAGCCAUCCUGUUGGGUGCCCUGGCGGAUCCCAGUGCGUGCGCAGAGAAGGCGACGGCGCCUGAUUUCUGCAUUAACCCAGGAAGCAUCACUGCGUCCUUUGCUCAGACCGGCAAGCAGACUGCAGCGGUUCUGCUGUGUGCAGCAUAUUCCGUGGUUGCAACACUCAUCAUUUUGAAGGCGAUCAGCAUGUUCAUGCCUUUGAAGCCACGCAGCCUUCACGUAGACCUUCACGAGCAUCACGAGAAGGCUUACCACAGCCCAAUCCGUGCCUAUGUUGCCAGCGAUCUUGCUGCAAAGCUGCAAGAACCCGCGGACGCUGAAAGUGGGGGUGAUUCGUCCGCUUCUGAAUCGGCAUGA
Symbiodinium pilosum is the source of this 1338-nucleotide messenger RNA. The record is from the annotation of a GenBank genome assembly. NCBI's taxonomy places the organism in Eukaryota, Dinophyceae, Suessiales, Symbiodiniaceae.